This is a messenger RNA of Chaetura pelagica (chimney swift), 4623 nucleotides long. RefSeq lists its product as uncharacterized. Gene Ontology annotation, biological process: cytokine-mediated signaling pathway. NCBI's taxonomy places the organism in Eukaryota, Metazoa, Chordata, Aves, Apodiformes, Apodidae. The transcript is spliced from 29 exons. The record is from RefSeq and is a predicted model, not a curated record. Gene Ontology annotation, molecular function: cytokine binding; cytokine receptor activity. Gene Ontology annotation, cellular component: membrane; external side of plasma membrane; signaling receptor complex. The coding region runs from base 1 to 4623 and encodes 1540 amino acids.
AUGGUGGGGUCCAGAGAGGCCUUGGUGCUCCACGUCCUGCUCUGCUGCCUGUCUGGAGGUGGGGCCGACAUCAAGUGCUCAGGGCAGGUCUGGAUCGAGCCCGGCCCGGUGGUGCCGAUGGGCUCCAACAUCUCCAUCAACUGCCUCUCCACCCUCGGCUGCCCCCGCGCCCGCUUCAGCAUCCUCCUCAACCUCAGCUGGGCUGAGGGUGCCCUGCACCCCAUCAACAGCAGCACCGUCCAGCUCCGCCUGCCCCGUUUCCAGAUGCCCUUCGGGACCGUCACCUGCUUCGCCCACUGCCCCAACCACAAGUGGCAACACCUGGUGUGUGGCACCCACGUCUGGGCAGGCUACCCCCCGGACCCCCCCAGCGACCUGAGGUGCAGCAGCAGCGAGGGCUCGGGGCGCCUGGAAUGCCAGUGGGACACAGGGAGAGCCCCCCUGCUCCCCACCACCUACAGCCUCCACCUGCGCAGGACGGGGAUGGCAGAGGAGGAGGAGGAGGAGGAGGUCUUCCCCGCGGACUCCCCGGUGCUGCUGAGCUCGCUGCGUGGCGGGGACAACUACUCGGUGUGGGUGCAGGCCACCAACACGCUGGGCACUGCCCGCUCAGCCCCACGGCACCUCCACCUGCGGGAGCUUGUGGUGGAGGUGUGGGAUGGUGCAGAGCAGCAGGGACCCCGCCGGCGGCAGGACCUGCGCAGUGACACCCGGUACGUGUUCCAGGUGCGGUGCCGGCUCAGCCCUGCCCACAGCCCCUGGAGCUCCUGGAGCCCCCCUUUUCUCUACACCACCCCCGAGGCAGCCCCCGGCAGGGCACCCGAGGUCUGGCGGCGCCUGGGCCCGGCCCUCCCCAACGGCAGCCACGAGGUGACGGUCUUGAUCAAGCCCCUGAGACCCCAGGAUGCCCGUGGGAGGAUCCUGGGCUACAUCGUGGCCACCCAGAGCCCUGCUGGAAGGGUGACCCUCUGCAACACCUCCAGCACUGUGUGCCAUGUCCUGGUGCCACCGGGAGCCCGUGUCCUCCACGUCACUGCUUACAACUCCAGAGGGGCCUCCAGCCCUGCCAGCAUCCCCCUGGGCUGGGGCUCCAGCAGCCAGGAAGAGUUCCCAGCCCCGGUGGCCAUGGAGCUGAAGGCUGAGAACGGGAGCAGGGUCCGGGUGUCCUGGCAGCCCCCACCCCACCCAGGGAGGUCUCCACUCUGGUUCAUUGUGGAGUGGGUCUCCACCAGCCAGCACAGCUGGGAGGAGCAGUAUUUUUGGAAGAAAGUCCCUUCCCAGGAGACACACACAUACAUCCAAGAGGCAGCAGCAGGAGGACACGUCAACGUCUCGGUGUACGUCGUCUACCCCGGGGGAGUCAGCAAACCAAGAACCAGCCAAGGCCCUUCACAGGACCUGCUCCUGGGCAGCACCUACAGUGAGAUCUCCCAUGACGGUGACUCCAGAGUUUUCCUGGGACUGGGCAUCACUGCACUCACGUUGUCAGUUGCUUUUGUCCUUCUGAUGGUUAAAAAGUCAGCCAGAAAAAGAAUCAAGUCCACAGCUGUGGUGCUGCUGCCAAAAUGGCUCUUUGAAGACUUUCCCCACAUGGAAAACAGCAACGUGGUCAAGUCACUCCAGGAGAAGUGUGACUCCAUGAGCAGCAGUUUCCAGGAGCCCUUCCUGGACACCAGCGACCCCACGGUGACGGAAGUCGAGGAGGUGCCGGCAGGUGAGGAGCAGGAGGAGGUGCCCACCAGAAGGAAGCCCAGCAGAGAGCUCCCUGAGGACAGGGAGCGUGCAGGAAGCCCACAGCCUGUCUCCAUCCUGGCCCCUCAGCUGGUCAGUGACUACAAACCUCAGGUGUCCAACGGGAACCUGCUGGGGUACGUGGCUGCCGACCUGUACCGGGCACAGCCCCCUGCAGCCCCCCCAGAACCAGAGACCAGCGUCUUCUUCAGAGACUACACGAGCCCCCUGGCCCCCCUGUGGGAGGGGGAGGCUGGGGGCCACCACGUCGGCCUGCUGGAGAAGAUCAACCUCAUCUUAAACAGCAGCCAGAGCGGGCAGGGCCCCACGUUGGGCUCAGCCUGGGGGGCACACGGGGCCCUCCUGGGGAACCCGUGGGGACCCGGGCCAGGCAGUGAUGGGCAGGAGCAAACCUUGGUCUCUGAGGAGCUGCUCUCCUGCCUGAGAGCCAUGAACGGGGUGGUGGUGGAGGGACAGCCCUGCUUUCCACACAGCAUCAGGGAAGCCUGCAGCCCAGCCCACGUGCCAGCUGGCCAGCAUCCCCACCACGCCGAGACCUGCGACAGAGGGACCAUGACAGCUGACACCACUGCCCACGUCCAGCCCGGGACCAAUGUCACCCUCUCCUGCCACAUGUCCCACCCCCAGCAUGGCAGGAUAGCCAUUUUCUUUAACGACUUUGAGCUAAUUAGUAAUAACAGCCACUCAGUCAGCACCAGGUUUGCAGUCCGUGCCUACGGCAGGUUCACCUUCACCUGCAAAAGAGUUUGGGAAUACAAGAAAAAACUCAUUUGUGGCAUCACUAUCAACUCUGGAAACCCCCCAGAUGAGCCCAGGAACGUGUCGUGUGUCCAGGAGGGAACCGAUGGCCACCCCACCUGCAGCUGGGAGAAGGGCAGGUCCACCUACAUCCCCACCUCCUACCUGCUUCAGCUCUCAAACGGGACAGAUGUCAUCUGUGUGUCAGAAGAAAGCUUGAAUGAGAAGUUUGGCUCGUUGACUCUGAGCAAGCUGGAUUUUGACUCUAAUUACACCGUCGUGGUCGUCGCCUCCAACGAGCUGGGAAGUGCUUUGUCACCUGAGCUCAGGUUCAUGCUGGUGGACAUCGUGAAGCCACGUCCUCCCGACCUCCUGGUGGAAUGUGGAAACUGUUCCUCCACCUCCUGCAGCUCCUCCUGGCUCGCCGAGGCCCCAGCACAGCUCUGCAGGCUGAGAUUCCGCCCUCUCGCCGGGCACACCUGGAGCAGGGUUGAAAACCUGACCAGUGGGACGUGCAACCUUCAUGGCCUGGAGCCUCACACAACCUACGAGUUCCAGGUCAGCUGUAAAAUCCACCCCGAGCGAGGCCUGUGGAGUGACUGGCAGGCCUACCAAGCCCAGACUCCUGAAGCAGAGCCCACCGGGCGCCUGGACGUCUGGUACCACCAGCAGGAUGUGGACUCCCAGAGGCAGAACAUCUCUCUUUUUUGGAAGGCUCUGAGCGAGUCCGAGGCGAGAGGACAGAUCCUGGGGUACAGGGUGACCUUCAAAGCCCUGUCCCAGCAGAGCCCUGUCCCAGCAGAAACCCACCUCACCACCCAGACCAGCUACACCAGGCUCCUGCCCAGGGUGGACUACAAGAUAACAGUCACAGCUGAGAACUCGAGGGGCAGGUCACCCCCCACGUCCAUCACCACCAACCUGGGCGCCCAGGAGCUGCCCCCUCCUCAGAAGGUCUCGGUGGUCGCCGUGGGAAGAAGAAACAUCCUGGUCAGCUGGGGACCACCCGCCCACCCGCCGGCGCCCGUGGGUGGGUACGUGGUGGAGUGGGCCCACGAGGCAGAGGACCUGUGCCCGCCAGCCUGGGUGAAGGUGCCAGCAGCCAACCUGUCCACCCUGAUAGCAGAGCACCUGAAGGACAACCUGUGCUACCAGGUCCGGGUGUUUGCGCUCUACUGGGACAGGGCUGGACAAGCCGUGUCAGCCAGAGGAAACACCAGAGCAAAAGCCCCAUCAGCUGGGCCCCAGAUGCACAUCACACCUCGGGCCAACGGCAUCCUGGUGUCCUGGGAAGAGAUCCCUGCCCACCAGCAGAGGGGCUGCAUCACAGGCUACCACAUCUACCUGCAGAAACAGGGCCAGGAGGAAGCCCUGACCAGCUACGCUGUUCCUGGUGCUCCAGCCCAGCACUCCCUGUACAUCACCCACCUGCAGCCCGGGCAGCUCUACACCCUCUGGAUGACAGCUUCAACAAGUGCUGGAGAGGGGCCUUCAGGCAACAGUGAGACCAUCUGCCUGGAAAGUGCUGCCGUGGACUGGGUGGCUGUUGUGCUCCCCUGCAGCUUCUUCAUCCUCUCAGCCUGCCUUUGUUCCGUGCCUCCGGUGAGAAAAGUCCUGCGCCCGCUCCUGGCCGCGCUGGUGCCGCGCUGGCACAGCCAGGCCAUCCCAGACCCUGCCAACGCCAGCUGGGUGAAGAGCUGCCUGUCUCUGAAGGCUGAGCUGAGCUGGUCCUCCAACCCCUUCCUGCACAGCAGCAGCACCUUUGAAGAGCCCCAGCCAACCCCAGUAGAGGAAGUCUUGGUGAAGACCGACCUGCUGGUGCUCAAGGAGCAGCUCCUCCUGGGCAGCACAGCUCUCCUAAGCUCAGCCCGGGGGCAGGGGGACGAGCAGCAGCUGCCCCAGCUCUACCAGAGGCUGGGGGUGGAGGUGACAGGGCAGACACAGGGUGUCCCUGAGUACAUCACCAGCCCUGCCACCACGGGCCUGCCCCUGCUGGCUGCUGAGGACCAUCCUGAGCUCGAGGAUGACCCACUGCCCGCCUUCCCGAUGACUCUUCUGACACUCCUCCUGCCCUACGAAGGGAAUCUGACUUUGGAUGCAGUGAAAAUGAACUCCAGCUCCUUCCCCAGGUAG